UACUACGAGAGACCUAUCUAUAUCCUUUAUUUCUUUUCUUCUCUCUUCUCUCCUCGAACGGUGACAAACCAAGCAAUCACUCAACCAAAGUAAAGAAGAAGGAAUCAAGAAAAGAAAAUGUCCACAAAAGCCUACAUCCUCGUCUACGAAGGCACCCCUCUCGAUUACACCGAAUACCGCCACACAGCCCUGCACUUCGUCUUCGCGCAGGGCUCCUCCCGCACGAUGCACGUCGUCGGCACCCAAGGCCUCUUCGAGUUCGAAGAAGGCGUCGACCAGGACCCCCGCGAAGGCGGCGAGCUCGUCCGCAUGAUCCCCGUCGCCGACAUCCCUCGCUCUGUCGCCGGGCCCGCCAUCAAGAAGGCUGUCUCCGCCACGCCGGUCAAGAACGGUCGUGCGGAUCUGGAGUGGAAUUGUCAGAAUUGGGUCGGCGAUGCGCUGGCGCAGAUGGUUGAGGGGGGCUUUUUGACGGCUGCGGAGAGGGCUGCGGCGAUUGAUUCGAUGGUGGAUGUUUGUUUGGAGGCGAAGGAUGAUUGAUCCUGAUCUUUUUUUUUUCUACCUUUCGAUCUUUCUCUUUGGGAUUUCUAUUUG
Messenger RNA from Aspergillus candidus, 591 nucleotides. RefSeq lists its product as uncharacterized. The coding region runs from base 118 to 537 and encodes 139 amino acids. The transcript has a single exon. NCBI's taxonomy places the organism in Eukaryota, Fungi, Ascomycota, Eurotiomycetes, Eurotiales, Aspergillaceae. The record is from RefSeq and is a predicted model, not a curated record.